This is a messenger RNA of Carassius carassius (crucian carp), 1326 nucleotides long. Its product is annotated as tRNA selenocysteine 1-associated protein 1-like. The record is from RefSeq and is a predicted model, not a curated record. Lineage: Eukaryota; Metazoa; Chordata; Actinopteri; Cypriniformes; Cyprinidae. The transcript has 9 exons. The coding region runs from base 140 to 1105 and encodes 321 amino acids. Gene Ontology annotation, molecular function: RNA binding.
AAGCGGAAGUGUGGGUUUGUGUUGUUCAGUAAACGUUCUGCUAGCUUCACGAGCCACCACGCAAAUUCUGCAUCUAACUGUCGCUUAAUUGUUAUUAUUUUUCACAAAUCUCUGAAGUGCAGCAGUUUCAGCAGCCAAGAUGUUCAACCGAAUGACAAGUCUAUGGAUGGGUGAUUUAGACCCAUACAUGGAUGAAAACUUCAUUAAGCAAGCUUUCAGCACUAUGGGAGAGACUGCAUACGGUGUCAAAAUAAUUACACAUCGACUUACCGGAGGCUCGGCUGGAUAUUGUUUUGUGGAGAUGGCAGAUGAGGCCAGUGUUGACCGUUGUGUGCAGAGGCUUAAUGGGAAGCUGGUUCCAGGAUCGAAUCCGCCCAGGAAGUUCAAGCUUAACUACGCAACAUAUGGGAAAAGGCCAGAGCCUGGCCCAGAAUUUUCUGUCUUUGUUGGAGAUCUCACGUCAGAAGUGGAUGACUACCAGCUUCAUCAGUUCUUUCUGAAAAAAUUCCCUUCAUGCAAAGGCGCCAAAGUUGUCACUGAUCCUCUUGGGAACUCCAGGGGUUAUGGCUUUGUGAAGUUUAGCGAUGAGAAUGAACAGAAGAAAGCCCUCGAGGAGUUUCAGAACGCAUCCGGCCUGGGAGGAAAACCCAUCAGGAUAAGCAUUGCCGUCAACAAAGGCAAUAAAACAAGCAGUUACCACAACCAGAAUAACAGCUACAACAGCAACUAUCAACAGCAGUACUAUCAACAGCCCUACAACAGUUACUAUCCUCAGUGGGGUUAUGAUCAGUACAGCGGUUAUAACUACGGCUACAACCCAUAUGCUACCCCCCCUCCAGUUCCACAUGGAAUGAUGGGACCACCCCCACCUAUGGGGAUGCCCCCCGUGGCCUCUGACAUGCAGGGAUCCACAGAGCAGUCACAUGAUGGCACUGAGGAUGCUGAGGAGGAUCCAGCUGAAGACCCAAACCCACAGGUGGAUGUGGAAACAUUAAAUAGGCAAUACAUGGAGCGCAGUGAGGAGCUGUACGAUUCGCUCAUGGAUUGCCACUGGCAGCCAUUGGACAGUGUCACAUCUGAAAUUCCUAUGAUGAAUGGCUCCUGACUGUCUUAACCAACCACCGUCCAGGAUUAUUAUACUUUCUGAAGGAAAAUGCCUUUUAUAAUGAUCUGAGCUAGUUUUUCAGAGAGUGUUUUCCCUCCUUUUCAGCCUUUUAUUUGGAGCUUUAUUCGAGCAGGAAAGAUGCUUUCUUCAUGUGUGUCCAUCACAUUUUUUCUUUUUUUUUCAAAGUUAGGAAGUAAUGGUUUUGUUGGACAGGUUUUUUU